Nilaparvata lugens (brown planthopper) is the source of this 5163-nucleotide messenger RNA. RefSeq names its product UPF0183 protein CG7083. Gene Ontology annotation, cellular component: trans-Golgi network. Gene Ontology annotation, biological process: Golgi to plasma membrane protein transport. The record is from RefSeq and is a predicted model, not a curated record. NCBI's taxonomy places the organism in Eukaryota, Metazoa, Arthropoda, Insecta, Hemiptera, Delphacidae. The coding region runs from base 160 to 1404 and encodes 414 amino acids. The transcript has 11 exons.
GAGCUAGUGUAGGACGGUCGUAUCGAUGGUUGGCAUCAAUAACAUUAGGACUAGGACUAGCUUGUAGGACAAAGGCAUUGUAAAUACGUAUUUUUUAUUUUCGUAGUUUCAAUUAUUGUUUUUGUGACAUUCUGAUUUGAAUAAUAAACUUUAGUAAUCAUGCUUGAGCUGGAAAUCGUUCCAGAAAGAUCUCUUGGCUGUGAUCAUUGGGAAUUUGUUUUAGGCAUGCAUUUUUCCCAAGCUGUGGCAAUAAUCCAGUCACAAGUGGGUAUCAUCAAAGGAGUACAAGUCUUAUACUGUGAAUCGAACCCACUCAGUGCAGAUCUUUGUAUCAAUCUCUCGCAGGAUGGAAUCAAAUUGGUAUUCGAUCCUGUGGCCCAAAGACUGAAGAUCAUUGAAAUCUAUAACAUGAAGUUGGUGAAAUUGAAAUACUGUGGAAUAGAGUUCAACUCUCCAGAGGUCUGCCCCAGUAUUCAGCAAGUCGAGCAUUCAUUUGGAGCCACUCAUCCUGGUGUUUAUGAUCCCGAGAAGCAGACCUUCGUUUUGAACUUCAGAGGGCUCUCGUUCUCAUUUCCUGUUGACACGAAAUUCCAGCCACGUUACUGCCACGGUCUUGGAUCCCUUCAAUUCCCUACUGGAGCUUCUCCUUGUGUGUCGAGGACUUGCAUUUACACAGGACACAGUCUCGUUGAUUGUGUGCCGCCUAUCUUGCCGCUCGCUUGCUACUGCGGUCAGGUGUAUCUGGAGAAAGCUGAGGUCAUCAGAGAGAAGGAUCGUACAUGUGGACUCCGUCUUCAUCUCUAUUUGGAAGGAUUGCCAACCAGAUGUAAAAGACAAUCGCUGGUUCGGGACAUUUGGCUGGGUGAUACUUGUCAAGAUGUAGCUUCACUUAUCGGAGCCCCUCAACGUAUUUUCUAUAAAUCUGAAGACAAAAUGAAGAUACACAGUCCAAACGCUCACAAACGAGUUUCCACUAGACGUUCAGAUUAUUUCUUCAAUUAUUUCACUCUUGGAAUAGACAUGCUGUUUGACGCUAGAACACAAAAAGUGAAAAAGUUUGUUCUUCAUACGAAUUUUCCCGGACACUACAAUUUCAACAUGUACCACAGAUGCGAGUUUCAUUUGAGUUUCCCUGCUGACAGACACUUGAUAUGUACAGAUUCUAAUUCGGAUAAAAAGACUGCACCUUCGAUAAUCGUCUCGGCGUAUUCUAAAUGGGACGUAAUCUCUGAUCAGUUGAAGCCUAGUGAGAGACCAGUAGUACUUAACCGGGCUUCUUCGACCAACACAACUAAUCCAUUUGGGUCUACAUUUUGCUACGGCUAUCAGGAUAUGAUUUUCGAGGUUAUGCCGAACCAUCAUAUAGCAUCUGUCACCUUGUAUGCCACCAAUGAUGAUGUAUGACAAAGGAAGAGCGAUGUGGCCCUAGUUCACAGACGUAUUUGUCUAAGCACAGAGUUGAGUCGUUAAUUGAAUAUUAUUUUAGUUUUGAUUUGAUUAGUUGAAAUUCCUCUGUAAAUAUUUAUAUCCACUACUCUAGGCUCAUAUGUUCAGUUGUCAAUUAAAUUCACAGCCUUCAAGACGAGUUGCUGGUAUUCAUAGGAUUGUUAGAUUGUAAAAAAUAACGAGUUAAACGGUAUAUUUAUUCCCGAAUGAUAAAUAAGGACUUUCCCUUUAAUUAUUCCAAUUAUCGUCAUUAUUAUUUGAUGACAAUCAUGAUAUAAAUAUGAUUUUUCACAGCCCAAACAGAACUAUUUUGCAGCUCAGUGAUAACAAAAAUGAAAAAGUAUUCUAGACAAUUAAAAAAUGAGUUGUAUUUCAGUUUGAACCGUUAUUAGUUACCAACUACUGUUUGGGGUAAAGCAGUCACGAAAAUCUGUACUUUUAAUUUGUAUUGUGAAAAUCUUGCUGAUCUGUUCCCUAACUAGUUAAUCUACCAUUUCCAGUGGUUCGCCCCAACUGAUAGUUAAUGCUUUCGUAAAGUAUCAUAAAAUAACAGUUGAAGGAUUGGAAUAUCAUUUCAUCGUGAAGUCGGCGAAUGGUUGCUAAAGGCUGAUUAAAUCAUAAUAUCUCAAAAUCUUUCAGUUACCACAAAACGUUUAAGAAUUUUCAAGUGGAUAAGUUCAUUAUAAAAUAUCUCAACUUGCUCUCCUUAUCACUAACCUUGCAGCUUUUUUUUAUCUAUCAUUGUUAUGCAUCUAAAUUAUCAAUAUUUUCGAAAUCUGAACACCAAUUGAAUUCAUAUUAAAUUUUAAUUAUGUUAUUUUAAGAAUCUCUAUUUAUUAAGUUUUAUUUCUAUCAUAUUAAAAUUUAAUAUUUAAAUAUAAUUUAAUAUCACUCUACAAUAAUACAACAUUUCAUGCAUGUUUCACUGUGUGAAUCGUACAGUUUACUCGAUAGUAUAGUAUAACAUUGAGGUAUAUUCAUAGCUCAUGCAAUUCCAUUAUUCACAUGUCUACCUGACUAAAUUCUUCUCAAGUCCAGUUAAUUGAUAAAAAUGAAAGUGUUUUCAUUGUAUUACUCAUUUUCCCAAAGUAAUAGUUUAUAUUUUAAGAGUACCCAACAGUAAUAGUUGUAGCUCAUGGUUUUCAUCAUCAUUAAAUUGAAAGCUAUAUUAUUAGUUUCCUUUCAAUGCGAUCCUCAAAUGAAUAAUAGUUUGAUUGACCUGUUAGGCCGUCAGGUUUCUCAGUAGGUAAUCAAAAAAAAAAAAAAAAUCUAUGAAACACUAAGUAUUUUUCAAGACUAUACAAAUAUGAAAUAAAAUUGUUUUCAUUGUAUCACAACACAAAGUAGUAUAUGCUACAUUUUUUAUCAUUAGACUUAACUCGACAGAAAAUAAUGAAUUUACAACUGAACCAGUAAUUUAUAGUACAGAGCCACUAUUGACUGCCUCAAUUUCCUUCUCAUCCUGCGAUAUCUGUGAGGUAAAUGAUAAUCUUGGAUAGUGUGACGAGCGUGCACUUGUCCCGGCUUGGAUGAUGGAUGAGCUUGUUGUCGGAAGAGGUGAUGAUGAGCUCUGACCACUAUUACGACCACCACCUUUCCUCAAUUGUAUCAUGGCAACGUGAGGUUUUACAGUCUGCAUUGAUCUUAAUAGGAUCAGAACCCCAUUUGACGAUUUUACUUUCUUGUCAAUAUUUCUUUGAAAAAAGGGACAUAUUCGAGUGAGUUGUUGACAGAAUUAAAUUUAAGUUGAAUUAUGUCAAUAAACUAUUAAAAAAUCAGAAUAAUAAUGUAUUUUAGGCUAGGCGUUCCUUCUCUCUUGAGAAAAGAUGAACAUUUUUUAACGUUACAAAAAAAUGAAAUAAAAUGAGUGCAUUAUAAAAAGCGAUAAAAAUCAAUAAGACAAUUUAAAUUUUAAAAAAAAUGUUUAAAUAGUAAAAGAGAAUAAAAAUUAAGUGCAUAAGUACAUUUUUAAAAAUUUAAUUUCCGACCAAUAUUAACAAUUUUAAACUAUUAUAGAAAAAUCCCCACAUAAGUGUAAGCUAAAUAUCAAUACCUUCAAUAAUAUAAAAUUCCGAUUACAUAGUUCACAUAGGCACACAAAGUUUUUAUCAUAAGUUAUCAUUAAGAAACCUUAUUUUCAUUUGCAAGUCAUCAUGUUUUAUAUACUAAUAUGUUCGAGAAUCACUUUUUGAUCUCCAAUACUAUCAUUAAAUUGGAAUUUUCUUCUUAGUAGUGAAAUUUAGUAAUUCUUAGGUUAUUUUUAUUAAUUUAGUAUAAUUUGUAGAGUUAAACAUGGUAGUUCAGUGAGUGGUUUGUUUCAACACGUUAUUUUGUAGGGGACAGAUCUCAUUCGUUUUUGAGCCCUAGGAAAUACUAAUUUAUUAUUUUGUGUAAAUUUCAUGUCAGGCUUUACAAAUAUAAUUGUAGGGAAUUAAAUAGGUUAAAAUAAUUUUUGCAAAUUCACCCCCUGAAGAGAAUGUACAUCUUUGAUGAAAGCUGAAGUAGUUGGAUUAUAACCAUGUGAAUCUUUAUUCAAACUGAUACUCAUCUAAUUAAUCCACAACUUCCACGAGAAAAUCAUGAUUUCAUCAUUCCUCUAUACUGAAUUUAUGAACAUGAAUGAUCCAAUGUAAAUUUUAUGUGAUAUCAAUGUAGUUCUUGUAAUUAAUCAAAUCAAACAAAAUACCAUAAGUAUUCAUAUUAUUCGUGUAUAAAUCAAUACUCAUCCUUCAAUCAUAUAAGAAACUUGGGUAAUAUUAUUUCAAGUGAAAUCUGUAUGACAGACAGUUAGAUCUACAAUUAUUCUCCUCUAGCAUACUAUAAAACUUUGCAAUGCUCAAAGCUUCAAAUUUGAAUCAAAACAUUAGAAACUUUAUUUAAUUAAUAAUCUCUAGCAUUAUCACAGCCAUUAUUAUCAUUAUUAGUUUAUAACUUUUAUUGUUAUUAUUAACUUAAUUAUUAAUACUAUUAUUAUUGUAAUCAACGUUUUAGUUUUAUUUCACCAUUAUUGGUGGAUUAUUUUUUGACUUUUAUUUGUUUGAGGCAUUUGAUGGUGUAUCGGAAUUAUAAUUCUUCCAUCUUUAUUUGUUAGUUUCAUCCAUUAUGUUUUCAGGAUUUCUAUUCUCUAAUUCUAGAAAGGGAAAAAUCUCCCUGUAGUUCAUGUUCCUCUUUCCAAUAUUCAAGAACAGGCACUACUUAAUAGCUAUAAAUAGAAAGUUAUACAAAGACUAUCAACCCUCCAUCAUAGACGAAAAUGUCACGAUUUUUACUAAAAUAUCACCGAUUUUUAUAAUUAUUAUUAGUAUGAAAAAUAAAUGCUAUUUUUUAUGAAAAACUGCCGAAACAUUCAGUAUGAAAUUCAAUAUUAGAAAUUGCAAUAUUUGCAAUGUAUUUUAAUAUGUAUCACGGCUAUAAAUAAUAUACUCAAAUCACUUGGAUUAUGUAAAUCCAAAUAGAUACGAUGUCGUAAUUUGUUUGCUGAUAUGUAAUGAAAAUAGAAUUAGAUUCACAUCUCGAAUUUGUAUAAUGUGUAUUAUAGUUAUUUAUUACAAAAGGUUUUUUAUUUUGAUAAAGAUUAUCUACAAAUUAGAAUUUGAUGAAAAUUAUCAGGAGAUGAAAAAUGUAUUAUCAAAUAAAAAUAUAUUUUAUUCUUUGUACAUAAAUUAUGUGCAAUUUUUUAAAUUGUUUCAAUAAACAUUCAUUUCAAACUUUUGUGAA